Messenger RNA from Rasamsonia emersonii CBS 393.64, 744 nucleotides. RefSeq lists its product as uncharacterized. The record is from RefSeq and is a predicted model, not a curated record. The coding region runs from base 1 to 744 and encodes 247 amino acids. The transcript is spliced from 2 exons. Lineage: Eukaryota; Fungi; Ascomycota; Eurotiomycetes; Eurotiales; Trichocomaceae.
AUGGCCCCAAUCCGACGAUAUCUCCGGAUCAGCAAGUACUCUGUUCUCGAAUGCCGGAUCUACCUCGAAAAUCCGGCUGAUACGCGAUGGCUCCUGGACUCUCGAGAUCCCGUCCUCCCGCGUAUCUUCGCGGCGAUCAAGCCGCUCGUUUUGCCCAAGCUUCGCGAAGAGAACGAAAGGGCGAUGGCCAAGAAGAAAAGCAACCCUGUGAAGGACGUCAUCGUUGAAGAUGAGUUUGAGGUCGCUAUAUUCCUACGAGAGUCCGGCACGCGCCAUUCGCUUCUCACACGGCAUAAGACGUUUGGGGAGCCUAGGAGGAUAGAAAGCAAUUCGAACAAGCUCACAGGAGCGGAUGCUUCUGCUGAUGUUGCCAAUCACAAUAUUGAAUCCGGGCCUAGUAUUAUGGUCGAGAGUGACGAGGAGCCUCAGAUCGACUUGUCAAGUAUCCCUGAAGCAACCGCCGACACGUCCAGUGACCACUCAAAGAGACGGCGGCAAUCAGACGGUCCAGAUGCUGCGUCGAAGCGCAGCAAGACAGAAGAAAACAUCCCCGAAGACGACGAUAAGAAGCUGAAGCUGGCUACGAGUUAUGAGGGUUUCAGCAUCUGGGGCUGGGUACUGUGUCUGCUCGUAACUCGCCGGGGCCCGAAGACGCGACCCAGUAGUACUGCUGGAACGCCAGGCCAGGUCCUGAUGGAAGAGUGGAUAUCUACGCAGGUGCAGCCAGACUUGGAAGACGAGUGA